Amphimedon queenslandica is the source of this 4001-nucleotide messenger RNA. RefSeq lists its product as uncharacterized. The record is from RefSeq and is a predicted model, not a curated record. The coding region runs from base 1472 to 3241 and encodes 589 amino acids. The transcript has 6 exons. Lineage: Eukaryota; Metazoa; Porifera; Demospongiae; Haplosclerida; Niphatidae.
GCACAAAAAGUACAAAAUGGUUCUUUCCAUUUUGUUUCUUUUUCUUUAAUUGUAUUACCUGCCAAUGGAUACGACCAAAAAGGGAGGGAGAAAAGUGCUGUGAUUAUGACAACAAAUGCUGCGAGGAGGAGUUCAAAAAAGCUCGUUGCUGUGCCAUGCGUAGUUGCAACAAGUGUAAAGGUUCUGUCUGGAUUGGUGGCUGCUAUGAGAAAGGUUACCUUUUUAAGAAAGAUUAUUUAUUUGGCUGUUGUCAAAUUUAUUGUGGCUGCUUCAUAAUGAUUAUAUCUAUUGCAGCAGUUGCCAUCAACAUAUUUCCUCUGGUUAUGUUCAUUGUUGGUUGGGCAACAUGUAGAGAAGGCACUGAAUAUGAAAUAUCUAAAUUAUGCUAUACACUGUACUUCAAUAUAACUGAAACAAAGUUGCCACCACUUGUAUUGAGAAAUGCUGAAGAUAACAAUGUUAAUAAUAGCGAUACUAAAGUAGCAGUUCAAGACUUCAUUGAUGUCAGUAAGAUAUCAUUGUUAUUCUCAACAACAGCUAAUGCAGUAUCUCACGUAUUGUUCAUAUGGGCACUGUGGUGCCUGUAUGUUAAACACUAUAAAAGUUUUAAUAAAAAUUGCUUUUUGAAAAUUCAAAACUUCUCAAAAAACUGAGCUGUGACACUAAAAAUGAAAAAGGUGAACUGCCAUUGGAUCCUUUUAAUGACAAAACUGAAGGCCAAUGCUUGAUAAAAGACAUUGUGUUGUUAACAUGAUGUUACUAUAGCAAUAGUAAUAUUCAUCACUCUUUUGAUGUAUGACUUCUAAAGUAACUUAACAUUAUUCAUGAAAUGCAUUUUAUGAUUCUUGAUGACAUGAUAUUACCAUAACAACAAAAACACACUUAAUAUAAAUGUAGAUCUAAUACAAAUCAGAGCAAAAUUACAUGCUUUUGUAGGUCUAUAUGCUUUGGUAUAUGCGUUGAAGUAUAUCAGCCUACUUGUCAAAGUAUAUUAGCUACUGAUGAGUACAAACACAUUAAGAAACUAAUAUAAAAACAUGUAGACUACCAGUAUUUACUACCUACAUAAUACCAAAUGUACCCUUGGUAUAGUGCACAAACUGCACAUGGCAAUCUUUGAACAAAGGCUGUAAAUAUAUUUUUUUAUUCAUCACUAUAAUACCGACAUUCACAUCACAUCAUUGCAUCUACUAGGUUGUAUAGUUUGCUUCAUAGGGCAUACAGAUCUAUACACUCAUUACGCUCUUGAAUCCAUGUAGUUGUUUACCAUAAAGUCAUGACAGAUCUGAUAAGUAAAUCUAGAUCAAAAUUCAUAGUUAGUGGAUUAUCUUAAUAACACAAUCUAUGCUAUCACAUUUCAACCUUACACCAUGCACACCCCCUUGUAAUAGCUUGUUUUGCUGUUGCUUAUAGCUGCAUUGCUGUAUUAGCCUAGCUCACUUCAUUUAUCAACUUGAACUAUAUCUAACUAAUGACCACAAUGGCUAGUGUAAAAACAUGUUGCAGUAAAUGUCUAGAAGUACUUGUAUGUCUAUUUCAAAUAGCAGCAGGUUUAUGCUGUAUCAUACAUUGCAAUUACUGUUGCACAAAACAACGGGUCUUUCAAUUUUUGUUCUUUCUCAUAAAUUUAUUUACCUGCCAAUGGAUACGACCAAAAAGAAAAGGUGAAAAGUGUUGCUGGGAUCGUACAUCUGUUGACAGUAAGAAAGCCUGCAGCUGCUUUACAACUUUUUGUGGCUGUGUCAUGAUUGGCAUGUCUUUUCUUGCCAUGCUCAUCAACAUGUUUCCUCUGGCUAUGUUCAUUGCUGGUUGGAGUACAUGUCAAAAUGGCAGUGCAUAUAAAAUAUCUGAAUUAUGCUAUACACUGCAUUUCGAUUAUGCCCAUAGUACAAAUAAUAAUGAGUUUCCUGAGCUUGUCUUGAGAGAGUAUAAACCAGAGAAUGAUGUGAAUAAUAGUGAUACUAAACAUUUGAUUCAAGAGUUUGUUGAUCUCAGUAAGAUAUCAUUGUUAUUCUCAACAACAGCUAAUGCAGUAUCUCACGUAUUGUUCAUAUGGGCACUGUGGUGUUUAUUCUGGAAACAUUAUGAAAGUGUUAAUAAAGAAUGCUUGCUGAGAAGUCAUAACUUCAUUAAAAGACUAAGCUGUGCUGCUGGAACAGAAGAUGAAUUUCCAUUAGAUCCUUUCAAUGAUGAAAUUGAAGAAGGUGAUCUAAUGGAAAUAAAUACAGCAAAACAAGUCAAAGAACUUUAUGAAAAGAAAAAUGCUAAUAGAUUCUUUAGUAAAGAAGUUGAGCGUACUAAUACACCACUGCAAGGUGAACGAUUGUGCCAUUAUGUAACAUGGUUCAUCAUUGGGAUAAUACUAUACAUCAUCACUGUUGGAGUAUUCUUUCAUCUUUACUACGAACAAAAUAAGCAUAGAUCAAUCAAUAAAGAAUUUAAAUUGGAAAUUUCUGCUCUUGUAUUGUAUGCUUAUUCAUUGUUUCAAGUUUUGGUCAGUUGCUUCAUAUUCUCAAAGUUGAUGUAUGGAAUACAGAGAAGAUGUGAAGAAUUAGAACUAUUUGUGUAUCAUAUUAAUGAAGAGUAUCGUGAUGAAAAUCAUUAUAUUGAGACUCAUACAGAAGAUACUGAGGAACAAGAAGAUAAUACUCAUACAUGUAGUACUCAAACAGAAAUAAAAAUGCAAAAUAUGGGAGAUGAUCUUGACAAAAUUGCGAAAGACAAAGAGAAUCUCAAAGAAUGUGACAGACAUUUCAUUGAUACAGCAGUAUCCACACUUAGCUGGCUUCAGUUAUGGUUCCUACUCCACUGGAUACUCCAUAUAAUAUCAACCUUUAUGAUAAUGUCACUACUGAUUGAUGCUAUUGCACUUCACGUUAAAUCAAGAAUAUCUCACAUUGAGCAUGGGGUUGGGUUUCAUCCUGGAGAGAUUGGGUUUCUCUUCAUGUUCAGUGUACUACAUUGCUUCUUUCUGUUUUAUCCUUGCUUGAGAGCUGCUAGUGUUACCAGGACAAGACAACGUGUUAUAAGAAAGAUCAGUGAAAAAGCAAGCAAUGAAUAUAAGUAUAUUCCAAAUAAGGUUAUGCAGGAAUUCAUUGAGUCUAUGAAGAGAAGGAAGUUUAGUUUCAGGUUGCGUAUAUUGUGUGCUAGAAUUCCUUUUAAUCUAAACAUAGCUUAUGUAUCUAUCGCCUUUGGUUUUGUUGGUGUAAUAGUUUCUUUAAUUACUACUGUUACUAAGUAACAUAACUACAGCUGCAUUUUAGGAACUGCAUAAUAUUAUUAUUACUAUUGUUUUUACUAUAAUUGCUGAUAACUGUGUUAUUGCUAGUUACAAGACUUUCAUUAUUAUUUUUUGUUUUUGCUGCUGCUGGUGUCAUUAAAACUACGGUAUGCCAAUAGAUUUAAUUCUUUUUGAUAUUUUAAUAGUUCAUUAGUUGCAAUUCUUUAAUUCAAGUAUGAAUCAACACAAGUUUGCAGAGGCAUAUCCAGGAGGAGGCAUUCCUUCAUCACUGGGCUCUGCUGUAUCAGAAAAUGUAAUGAAAUUUUUAUAUAUUCAGGUUACGUAUAUUGUGUGUUAGGAUUCCUUUUAACCUAAACAUAGCUUAUGUAUCCAUUGCCUUUGGCUUUGUUGGUGUGAUAGUUUCUUUAAUUACUACUGUCACUGAUUAAUUACAUUAUUGCUAGUUAUUAUACACUAACAGUUAAUAUUAUUAUCAUUGUCUUUUGUUGUACUGCUGCUUUACUUAACUUGAACAUUUUUUGGCUGACUGUAUCUACUAUUUUUGCUUGAUUAAUGAUACUUGCUAUUACAUUACCAGUUAUUGCAGAAAAUGUCAGUGAACACAUUGAAUUGAAGGAAGAUGCUUGAUAGAAGACAUUAUUUUGUUGUUUACAUAUAUUAUAAUUGUUAUUAGUAGGAAGGAGUUGUAAUGUUACUAUAGCAAUAGUAAUAUUCAUCACUCUUUUGAUGUAUGACUUCUAAAGUAACUUAACAUUAUUCA